AUGGCAGGCGGGGCGUUGGACUGGACGGGGGCCGGGUUGGUUCUCUCUGCCUUUGCGGUGUUUACGUUGAGUCUUUUCCUCUUUGUUUUCUACAAGGUGUCGAGGCCCUCGGCGCCCCACAAACCUCCCGGCGCUGACGUGCUGCUCCUCUCGCUCUCUCUUCUCCAGUCGCUCGUCUCUGUCGUCUUCUACUUUCUCAGCGACACGCACCUCCUCGUUCUGCUCACGCGCACAUUGAAAUGCUUCCAGUCGGCUCUCGUCUGUCGCUUCUUCCUCCUUCUCUCUUCUCGACCCUUCCUUCAUCGCCAGGCCUCCCACUCGCCGUCUCUCCCUUCUUCGCGUUCGUCGUCCCUUUCUUCCCGCUCGACUUUUCCUUCUCGUUCGUCUUCUCGCUCGGCUUCACUUUCAUCAACCCUUGCGUCGUCUCUUUCGUCUUUGCCUGCGUCUUCGUCUGCGCGCCGUCCGUGGGACCAUGACCCGUUGCCAGCCUCCCCUCGAUUCCCCAGUGGACAUGCGGCUGUCGCUCACGACUCCGCGCCCGGCGGUCCUUCUGCUCUCCGUUUUCCCGCCCGCGCUUCCAGCCCGGCUUCACCCGCGUUUCCUGGCGCGCACCUGCAAGGCGACACCCCGCCUCUCUGGUCUGCGGUGGAAGACGCGCAGAGGCUCGCGACGCUCCAGAGCGCCCGCGGUGAGCCGUCGCUGCGAUUCAUCGGCGGGCGGUAUCUCCCGGUCUCUCCCGCGGAGGCGUCGCCAGUGCGUGGACAGCUGCGGCCGCUCCGGGCACCUUUUUGCGCGUUUGCAAACGCGCCGCAGCCUGCCCUGCCCGAGCGAAGAGGCGUCUUGAGCCGAGUCGCUUCCUUCUUCUCCAACCUUCGAGCGGAGUCCGCGGAGCUGUGCAAACUCGCGAGGGGCGCGACAGACGCACCCGUCUCCUCCUCCUCGCCCUUGCCGGCUCGCCUCGUGCCUGACCCGUCUGACGCGGGAGACCCUCGGGGCGUCCACUGCCCCACCGCGAGGAAGGUGUUCGCGCCGGUGCGUCUGCUGAAAACCGUCUCUUGCCUCCUUCUUCUCCUCCCUUUCGCCUGCUUCUUCGCCGCCCUUCCCCUCCUGUCGAAGGUGAAACACGCAUGCGCCGACCGUGCCUGGAUCCUCAUAUCCGGCCUCUGGACCUUCGUCGCCGGCGUCUCCGCAGUCGCUGGAGUUGGGGUGUACAGACACCUGGACCCACGCAGGGAAGCAGCUACCCAGAGUGGACGCGAGAGGCAAGCAGAAGCACCCGCGCCGAGAGAAGAAGGGCGAACGCCUCCCACUCGUCAGUUGGAAGAAUCAGAUGAAAAUGGUGGGGGGUGCGAUCGAAGACGGAAAAGCCGAGGCCGGUACGUGCCGCUGCAGGCCGCGAGGAAUUGGAAGUCGCAGGGGAGCAGAGAUGCGUUGCUGGAGACGAGGCAAGCGACGGCCGAAGGCGCUGCCAGUGAAGAGGAACAAGCCGAGACAAGGAACGGAGCGCGCAGAACCAGUCGCGACAUCGACGAGGGGCGAAGGUCGGGGCUCUUUGCACACGCAGGCACGCAUGCAGCGGCGAGGGCAGAAUCUGAGCUGUGCAUCCUAGGAGGCGCGAGCGGAGACGCCUUCGCAGAAGUGUCUUCGCGCUCGGGGACUCGCUCGCGAGAAAGCGUUGACGGCGAGGAAGAUGAAGAAGGAGUCCCUGAGGGAUGCCGCGAAAAAGCUACAAAAGGAAACACGCAGCAAAUGCCAGACGGGAAUAUCUCGUGCACGAACGCAUCCAGGUUCCACCAAAGCGCAACUGCAGCGGAGGUGUAUGGUCAGUCCAUCUUCAACGAUGACUUCGAUGAGACGUGUCAAUUCCCUGACUUCGUUGACGCCUGCGACGACGAUUUCGUUAUCGAACUCGGCGGCAAUCUCAACUCCGGCUUUCGGUUUCCUCGCCUCGAGACCGAACCUUCCCGGGUCUCCCCAGACGGCGUGCCAGCUGCUGAAGAUGGCGACGGGGUCACCUACGUGCCUCACUGGUGCAUUUUCUACGUCUGCUAUUGGGUCGAGCGCGCCAUGUAUAAACCGAUUUGCCGCCAGUGGGACGUGACGCUUUCCGAGGCUUCCUUCCUCGGAGCUGCGCGAAGUUCUCGGCUGCAUGCAAGCGCCGAAGAAAUCAAAUCUCGCAGCGUCUCCAGAGUGACACAGCCGACCGCCAGUUCCGCCACGCGUGGCGGAGUCGCCGGGCGAGGAGUGGAGGCCUCACGCUCUGCGCUGCUCGCUCCCACCAGUGAGGCGGUUCUGGUCGACGCCCGCCACCCAGCUGUUUGCGUGAUGAUGCGUUAG
This is a messenger RNA of Neospora caninum, 2337 nucleotides long. RefSeq lists its product as hypothetical. The transcript is spliced from 6 exons. The record is from RefSeq and is a predicted model, not a curated record. The coding region runs from base 1 to 2337 and encodes 778 amino acids. NCBI's taxonomy places the organism in Eukaryota, Apicomplexa, Conoidasida, Eucoccidiorida, Sarcocystidae.